Jatropha curcas is the source of this 1754-nucleotide messenger RNA. NCBI's taxonomy places the organism in Eukaryota, Viridiplantae, Streptophyta, Magnoliopsida, Malpighiales, Euphorbiaceae. The record is from RefSeq and is a predicted model, not a curated record.
UUUUCCCAAAAAAAAAAAAAAAAAAAUUACUACAGAAGCAACUGCUAGUGUAAUCUCGUAACUCUUUUCCAUUUUCAGAUUCUUCCAUUUCUCAACCUUUGCUGUUGGGUGUAUAUUUGCUCUUCCUUGUUCUUCUACUAUAGAAAAAAGCAGUACUUGUUAUUCCCAGAUAUUUAUUUGUCUUGGAUCUCUUGAGAUUUCUCCAACAGUAUCUUUUAGAUUUGCAACUAAUAAUGCAAUCAACUCAAACAGUUACCAAUAGGGUUGCAGAGGUUUCUUCACAGGCUGUUCUGAAACAUGCGGAAUCCUCCAAUGAAGAAGUUCCAAAUCCGGAACCAGGUGGAAGGCGCUCUAAUCUUUCAGUACAAAUUCCCCCUAGACCUAUAGGUAUUGGCACUAGCCGGAGUGGAAAAGGUCUAAUCCACUCCCAACAUUCAUGUAAAGGUAGUUCAUCAUCAGGAGGUUUGCUGCGAGUUUUAAGCUUUGCAAAAGGGAGUGCCAUACCUGAUGGUGAAAGGAGCUUGCUCCUCAAUUCAAGUCCUAAGACAGCCCCAGAUAGUCCUAUAAUGGCCAGUCUCAGGUCUGCUUUUUCUCGGGAAAGAUGUGCAUCUCUUCCUGUUACACCUGCAUCAAACUUGUCACCUUCAGUUUCAACUCCUGUUUCAGCAAGAAUGCCUGGUGAAUCUACUAGAACUAGUAAAGGUGCAAUUCGGGAAGUUGUUUCUAGGUCCCUCUCAGUGCCUGGGCGAAAUGUUGUAAUUGUCCGAUCUUCAUCCUUUGCUACUCACAAUGAGAAUGCAAUUGUGAAUCCUGACAAUGAUCAAACAUCCUCUGGUCCUGUGGAAGUUGUUGACGAUGAAGAAAUUCCUGAAGAAGAAGCUGUAUGUAGGAUAUGUUUUGAUGUAUGUGAAGAAGGAAAUACACUCAAAAUGGAGUGCAGUUGCAAAGGUGCACUUCGACUUGUACAUGAAGAAUGUGCAAUUAAGUGGUUUACCAUGAAAGGAAAUAAGAACUGUGAUGUAUGUGGGCAAGAGGUGAAGAACUUACCUGUAACCUUGCUUCGGGUGGCAAGCUCUGCCCAAAGCAUUAACAGACAGGAACAGGAUAACCAGAAUUUGAGGUUACAAUCAAUAAGUGCUUGGCAGGACUUUGUAGUACUUGUCUUAAUUAGCACCAUAUGCUAUUUCUUCUUCCUGGAGCAAUUAUUGAUUCACGACAUGAAGACUCAAGCAAUCAUAAUUGCUGCACCAUUUGCAUUUACUUUGGGGCUUUUGGCAUCUAUCUUUGCCGUCAUCCUAGCAAUCAGAGAGUAUAUAUGGACAUAUGCUGCUCUUGAAUUUGCACUUGUGGCUAUUUUUGUUCACUUAUUUUAUAGCUUGCUUCAUCUGAAGGCCAUUUAUGCUAUCUUGGUUUCAUCAAUUUUGGGUUUUGGGAUAGCUAUGGGCCUCAACUCACUGUAUAUUCAAUAUUAUGUUUGGAGAGUUCAGGUUGCUCAUCAACACAACCCUAGUCCUGUAUGACUGGCAUAGUACGAAGAGACAAAAUCCAUCAUCUAUGUCAUUCAUUUGCUGGAGGAUUUAUAGUACAUAAUUUCAUCUCAAUGUAUUCCUAGUAACUUGUUAACCGGCAAUGUUAUCCAUACCAUCAACAUUCUUGGACAAUACUUGUCACCAAAUGAGGAAAUAUUACAUUUAUACCUCUUAAUCUCUUGUACAACCUGUUCAAUUCACAGAAGUCAAAAGGUUUUAUUCUAA